Molecule: messenger RNA, 1401 nt
Organism: Anopheles funestus (African malaria mosquito)
Lineage: Eukaryota; Metazoa; Arthropoda; Insecta; Diptera; Culicidae
Product: mitochondrial ribosome-associated GTPase 2
Exons: 2
Coding region: 139-1314 (391 amino acids)
Cellular component (GO): mitochondrion
Molecular function (GO): GTP binding; GTPase activity; magnesium ion binding
Source: RefSeq, a predicted model, not a curated record
CAAUGCUUCUACGAUCAGCUGUCAGUUCUAAAAAACAUAACAAACCGGCAACGACGUAAACAAACCGUGCACCAACUUCUGUAAUGCAACAAAUUGUGCAACGCACGUAGUGCUAACAAGGGUGAAAAUAAUUUUACCAUGUGGAGCUCUAUUUUACGUACCUUUGUAAAUCGUCAUAACCAAACAGUGUUACCAGCAAGACGUAUGCUGCUGGUAAACGUUGCACAGUAUUCAAAUCAACGUGUGGCCGUUCCACUGCGAAGCAAAAAGCCCAAAUCCAGCAAACCAACGACACAAUACUUUGUGGAUAGCCGACAUGUUCGUACCGUCGGUGGUAAUGGUGGUGAUGGAUGCGUUUCCUUUCUUCGCCUCUGGUGUAACGAAAACGCCGGACCAGACGGUGGUGAUGGUGGCAAUGGGGGGCACGUAGUGCUGCAAGCAUCACAGGAUGUAAAAGAUUUGAACCACAUAACCUCACUGCUGCGUGCGGACGAUGGUGAACGUGGCGCAACGAAAGAUUGUCACGGAAGGAAUGCUAACCACACGGUGGUUAAGGUACCGAUCGGAACGAUCGUUAGGAAUCCGCAAGGAAAGGUGGUGGGAGAUCUGGACAACGAAGGCAUGAUGUUUGUAGCGGCCCGUGGUGGUGCCGGUGGAAAGGGAAACCAUUUUUUCAAGAGUGAUCUUGAACAAGCACCACAGGUAGCGGAAUUCGGUGCCACCGGAGAAGAAACGGUGUACUCGCUGGAACUUCGCAGUAUGGCACACAUCGGAUUCAUUGGACUUCCAAACGCAGGGAAGAGUACACUGUUGCGUGCCAUUAGUCGAGCACGUCCGAAGGUAGCCGCUUAUCCAUUUACCACUCUGAAGCCCCAUCUAGGUAUUGUGCAGUACGACGAUUACGAACAGAUUGCUGUGGCGGACCUACCCGGAUUGAUUGAAGGUUCGCACAAAAACAAAGGUCUUGGCAUACAGUUUCUCAAGCACGCGGAACGUUGCAAUGCGCUGCUGUUCGUGGUGGAUGCAUCGGCCGAUGAACCGUGGAUUCACUAUCACACACUCAUGCACGAAUUAAGCAUGUUUAGCGAGGAACUGGUAUCGCGACCACGCUUCAUAAUAGCGAACAAAAUCGAUCUUCCCGGAGCGGAACGGAACGUGGAACUGUUGGCCCAUCAUGUGGACGUACCGGUCAUACCGAUCAGUGCCAAGAUGGGCACAAAUAUAGCCGAAAUGCUUCAUGAGAUUCGUGUCGUUUACGAAUCGUGUCGGGAACAGAAGGAACAACGACCUGAACAAACUUCCUCGGAAAAGUGAUAAAAGUCCCCACAGAAAAAAGACGAAUAGUAACAAAAUAGUUUCUCUACUGUGUAAUAAACGUUAAUCUUUAUUAAGCCCGAAUAA